Molecule: messenger RNA, 1581 nt
Organism: Closterium sp. Yama58-4
Lineage: Eukaryota; Viridiplantae; Streptophyta; Zygnematophyceae; Desmidiales; Closteriaceae
Source: the annotation of a GenBank genome assembly
AUGUGGAGUGCGGGUGAAAGGUGGAGUGUGGGUGAGAGGUGGAGUGUGGGUGAGAUGUGGAGUGCGGGUGAAAGGUGGAGUGUGGGUGAGAGGUGGAGUGUGGGUGAGAUGUGGAGUGUGGGUGAGAGGUGGGGUGUAGAUCUGAACAUUCCUCCUACUACUGAAAACCCCACUCCAUCCUGCAACAAACUCUGUCCAAGCGAUGCCCAGUGCAUUGUGAUUUCUGAGAACACUUUCAGCUGCCAGUGCACUACGAAUGGCUUUAUCUUCAGCGAAGCCGACCAGCAGUGCCAUGAUCAAAACACUCCUCCUACUAAUCCAACCCCCACUCCAUCGUGCAACAAAGUCUGUCCAGGCGAUGCCAAGUGCAUUGUGCUUGCUGACAACACUUUCAGCUGCCAGUGCGUUAACGACGGUUUUACCUUCAGUGAAGCCGACCAGCAGUGCCAUGAUCAAAACAUCCUUCCUCCUACUCAAAACCCCUCUCCAUCCUGCAACAAAGUCUGUCCGAGCGAUGCCCAGUGCAUUGUGACUUCUGAGAACACUUUCAGCUGCCAGUGCACCGCGAAUGGCUUUACCUUCAGCGAAGCCGACCAGCAGUGCCAUGACGCGUGUUAUCAAGUGGAUUGCGGCAGCAGUGCUACCUGCUCUUUGGCCGAUGGCACUCCCAAGUGCUUGUGCAAAGACAAAGGUCGCACCUUUAAUGAAACAGACAAGACCUGCAAUGACGCAUGUUAUCAAGUGGAUUGCGGCAGCAGUGCUUCCUGCUCUUUGGCCGAUGGCACUCCUAAGUGCUCGUGCAAAGUCAAUGGUCACACCUUUAAUGAAACAGACAAGACUUGCAAUGACGCGUGUUAUCAAGUGAAUUGCGGCAACACUGCUUCCUGCUCUAUGGCCAAUGGCACUCCCAAAUGCUCAUGCAAAGCUACUGGACACGCCUUCAAUGAAACAGACAAGACGUGCAAUGAUGCGUGUUAUCAAGUGGAUUGCGGCAGUAGUGCUACCUGCUCUAUGGCCGAUGGCACUCCCAAGUGCUCCUGCAAAGCUACUGGUCACACCUUUAACGAAACAGACAAGACUUGCAAUGACGCGUGUUAUCAAGUGAAUUGCGGCAACACUGCUUCUUGCUCUUUGGCCGAUGGCACUCCCAAGUGCUCCUGCAAAGCUACUGGUCACACCUUCAACGAAACAGACAAGACUUGCAAUGCCCCGUCUGUGGUCCCCUCGACAGCCCCGUCGGUGGUGCCCACAACAGCCCCGUGUGCCAAGGAUUGUGGAACUGCCAAGUGCAUUGUGGAGGAGGGCAAGGCCCAGUGCAAGUGCCCCUUGGGCCUCGUGUUCAAUGAGGCUGAGAAGAUCUGCAGCGAUGCGUCUUAUACUGCUGCGGCAGACCCUUGCAAGACGGGCACACUGAAGUGCGGCAAGAACUCAAAGUGCGUUGUGAAGAACGGGCAUGGGAGUUGCGAGUGUAACGCCGGCUACACCAAGACGAACCGCCUCUGCACUGGUGAGCCGGCCGAGAAAUUUUGUUUGAAAGGCUGGUGGCCAAGAGCUCAAGAGGUCAAGAGUUCAAGAGGCUAG